AUUAUCCUCUUCCUUUACUUCUUUCUCUUUCUACAUACUCUCUUUUUAUCAUGAACGACGUCUUACCUUCAGAAGUCAAACAUACUAGUCGUUUUACUGAACAUUUUGAUAUUAUCUUUCCACCAACAUCAUUUGAACCUUUUAUUUUGACUGAUUCCAAAGAACAUGGUAAAAUACAACAAAGGUCCAUGAGUAUAUCAGCAGCCACAAGACCUUCUCCUUUUUCUCCACCUGUACGUAUGCGAUCGAGUCCUGCUAUUACUACUGUACCAAUAGAUAUUUCAACCACUUUGGACGACAAUAAUGAUAAUAAAAAGAUACCUGCCUUGAAUCCCUCCACUUCCCACAAACAUAAUAUAAAACAACAACAACAACAACAACAACAAGUAGCUUUACUUUAUAAGGAUUAUGCAUCUAGUACAACCAAUCGAGCGGAUAUUAUGAUUAAACGGCUUAGUAACUGGAUAGUCUUUUUAAAAUUGGCUUCAGGAUGGUUGGAUGAAAUUGUGAAAAUGACAGGAUCAAGUACUUUCAAGAAACAAAAGAAAGAAAAUCCUGAACUCUAUGAUCAAAUUAACAAGAAGCGAAAGGAAUGUCAAGGAAUCGUAUCAAGUUUCAAAAAAGAAUGUCGUGAAAAAAUCCAAGCAUUGAAAAGCAAUCCUGCAUUACAAAUGGAAGAACUUUUAUUACGUGCCAAUGAAACAAAAAAACGAAUGACUCAUUUAUCCAAGCUUUGUGAAUAUGCCGAUGAUCAAAAACAUCCUCCUUCCCCUGAAAUGGAUCCAUGGUUGGCAAAUCUACAGGUUCUUCGUUACUUGAAACGUGAAACAAAUGAAGAAAAUCGAUUACGAGAAUUAAUGGUACCUAUUCAACAAGAUAUGAAAGAGUUCGAAUCAAGACUGACAAAUGCUUUGGAAACUUUAAUUGGAUUCUGCGUCGAUUUACAAACUACGGUAGUGCAAUAUGGGACAACACGAGAUCAAGUUCUUGCACAUUUUUUACCUCAACAUACGUGGCAAGCAUUCAUGACAGCCCAACAAAAGGAUUGGGUGGAUGAGGAUCAUAUCAAAAAGAAUUAUCUUCAAAUCAAUUACCCAAAUAAACAACAUACUCAUGUGGCCACUGUACAAAAAGGAUUACUUGGUAGACGUACUGGAGUUCUGAAGCAAUAUCAUACAAAAUAUUAUGUCUUAACUCAUUAUGGUUAUCUACAUCAAUUCAAAUUGGACGAUAAGGUGAAACCUGAAAGCUCAAUUUAUAUAUCAUCAGCGACUAUCCAACCAACUAUCAACGAUGAUGAUGAUGACAGUUUAUUGAAUGGCAUGACUGAGGAAAUGGGCAACAAUAAUGACAACAAUGAAAAAGGAAGUAGCGGAUAUAUAUUUGAAAUUCAACAAAAACGCAAGAAUUAUCACUUUAGAACAACAACCGGUGCAGAGUUGGUUGCUUGGUGUCGAGCUCUUACCAGUGUUGCCAAUGGAUCAUCGGUUGAAAAACUCUUGGAACGACGGAAACAAAAGCAAGCGCAAUUAUUGUGGAGAAAGCAACAAGACAACAAUAGUAGUAUCACCAGUGCCAGCACCAGUCUACACCAUCAACGACAACAACAAAAAGAAGAACAGCAACAACAAUUGCAACAGCAACAACAACAACAAUUAUUAUCAGAACAAGGCUACCAACAAGAGCAUCUGGAACAAAAAAUACGACAUGAUGAACAGGGCGACGAUGAUGAAGCGGAUGAUGAUGAUGAUGUAUCCUAUUUCCAUUCAAUCCAUUCAAACAACAGUAGUAUCAGUAGUUUAGUGAAUCCAGCCCUAACAGAAAGCGAUAUCAUCUCUAUGGACAUUGCAGACACUAUCGUAACAAGUUCAAACGACAAUCAUCUUCCUGGUGUAACAUCAUUCGUGUCUCCAGCAUCUACAGCAGUGAACGAAGAAUCAGGAUUGUAUUUCUCAUCCACAUCCUCUCCCUCUUCUAGUUCUUCCACAGCUCCCACUGCAACACUCUCUUCUGGUCUACAACCCACAUCGUUAUCGCCACCUCCUGCUUCCAAACGCGCUAUUCAUACUUAUCAAGCAAAUUUGAAUAUCCCUCAUCAAUCUAUAGUGUAAUCUUUUUAUUUUAUUAAUUAUAUCAUUUUUAUCUAAUGUACAUUAUUAUAUUCCUC
Molecule: messenger RNA, 2167 nt
Organism: Halteromyces radiatus
Lineage: Eukaryota; Fungi; Mucoromycota; Mucoromycetes; Mucorales; Cunninghamellaceae
Exons: 4
Coding region: 51-2111 (686 amino acids)
Source: RefSeq, a predicted model, not a curated record